This is a messenger RNA of Nothobranchius furzeri (turquoise killifish), 4843 nucleotides long. It is a transcript of the gene dtnba, whose product is annotated as dystrobrevin, beta a. Gene Ontology annotation, cellular component: synapse; plasma membrane. Lineage: Eukaryota; Metazoa; Chordata; Actinopteri; Cyprinodontiformes; Nothobranchiidae. Gene Ontology annotation, molecular function: zinc ion binding. The record is from RefSeq and is a predicted model, not a curated record. Gene Ontology annotation, biological process: synaptic signaling.
GCGACCGACCGGUGCAGGCUCAGCCACGGGCGCGCGAGGAGCGCGAGAGAGACAUGCCUCCUUUACGGAAAUAAAUAACGGGACUGGUGCACGACCAAAACUCGGGCGGAGGUCACAAAACACGACGGGGAGGACUAAAAAACAAAAAAGGAGGUGAAGAACAUCGAUUCUAACUCAAGCCAAUGCCCCACGUUCCUGUGUUGAUGUCUUUGGACGCGAAUACCUGCCGAAAAUAGUCCCGACGCCCAUCUCUGCUUUUGGUGUUGGACAGAAGACAUUUUAGUUGUUGGAUUCACCCUGAGAACUAAACGACAUCCUUAAUUGGAAGCCCCAGCUUUGUGUGACCCCCUUGAUACUGAAAGAAUGGUGAUGGAGGAGGCCCAGAGAGACAGACAGGUGGCUCCAAGAGCCGUCUGGAGGCGGAUAUUUGAAGAACUGGAGGAGCAGGACUUGGACUCCAUUCGUCUCUCGUCGUAUCGAACUGCCUGCAAACUCAGAUUUGUACAAAAGAGAUGCAACCUGCACCUGCUAGACAUUUACAACGUGAUCGAGGCGGUGCGGGAUGCUGGGCUGAACGCCGUCGAGCUGAACGCCGGCAUCUCGGUAACCAGACUGGAGAAUCUGGUGACCUCCCUGUUCAACCAGCUCAGCAAACGCCUGCCCACCACACACCCCAUCAACCCGAGAGAGAGCACCGUCCUCCUGGUCGAGUUCAUAUUGGCUGCCGUCGACUGUGAGCCGGAGAGCCGUCUGACAGUCCUGUCUGUAAAGGCCAUGCUGGCCACUCUGUGUGGAGGGAAGCUGGUAGAUAAACUACGCUAUGUGUUUUCUCAGGUAUCAGACUCCAAGGGUGUGUUAGUUUUGUCCAAAUUUGACAGUUUUCUAAGGGAGGCGCUCAAGCUGCCCACGGCUUUACAUGAAGAACCGUCCUUUGGUUACACACACACCGUGGCACGCUCCUGUUUCCCACAGCAGAAGAAGGUGAUGCUCAACAUGUUCCUGGAUAUUGUUGCUGAGCCUCCUGAAUGCCUCGUCUGGCUGCCUGUGAUGCACCGCAUGGCCAGCGUGGAGCACGUCUAUCAUCCAGUGGCGUGCUCCUUCUGCCGCAGCAACGGGAUGACUGGCUUCCGCUAUCGCUGCCUGCGCUGCCGUGGUUACCAGCUCUGCCAGAACUGCUUCUGGCGUGGCAAGGCCAGUGGCUCCCACAGCAACCAGCACCGCAUGAAGGAACACUCCUCCUGGGAGUCACCUGCAAAAAGAUUUAGCCGAGCUCUGAGCAGAAGUCUGGGUUGUGCCUCAUCCAGGGAGCCCCCCCACCCCAUUUAUUCCCAGGAACCAGAGAGAACCCUCAACCUCUCCAACAUCGUCCCGUCCAGACCCGUUGGGAACACCAAUGAGGCCAUGUUGCUGUCCUCAUCAGUGCCAGAGUCGUCCAAAAGUGUUGCAGCAGCUCAGAGGAUGAACGAGGAGCACGCUCUGAUCGCAGCGUAUGUGAAUCGGCUGCAGAGUGGGCCAUGUGGUUUGGACAGUCCCAGCAGACAGGAUGAGGAGCACAAACUGAUUGCUCGCUACACCUCCCGACUGGCUGAGACGGAGAGCACAGGAGUGAUUCCAACACGAAGCAUCAACUUUGACGUGAACAAGCAGAAGAGGGAGCUCAUUGCUCAGCUGGAGUGCAAAAACAGAGAGAUCUCCGCAGAGAUCAAACGUCUCCGUGCCGAGUACGACGCGGCGUGCCAGCCCAGUCCGGAAAAGGGCAGCACCAACCCGGCUCUGCUGGCCGAGCUCCGUCAGCUCAGACAGAGGAAAGAUGAACUGGAGCAGAGGAUGUCGUGUCUCCAGGAGAGCAGGAGGGAGCUGAUGGUACAGCUGGAGGGACUGAUGAAGCUGCUCAAGGAUGAGGAGCAGCGACAGGCAGCUCAAGCAGCCGGCUCUUCCCACGCCUCUCCUGCUCGACCGAGUCCUGCAACCGCCCGCAAUGUCGGUGCCGGAUCUCCUCAGGCUCACAUGUACCUUCCUCAGGACUCCCUCGCUGGGGUGGGUGGGGAUGUGCAAGAGGCCUUUGCUCAAGCCCCAAGAAGGAACCUGAGAAAUGACCUUCUGGUAGCAGCCGACUCCAUCACCAACACCGUGUCCUCACUGGUCAAAGAGCUCCACUCUGAUGAAGGUCGGGAGGAGGAGGAGCGGCUGCUGAAUGGGAAAGACAGAGCAGGUUAAAAGCUGACAACACAUCACACAAAAACAGCUGAGUGGAGAUUCUUCAUGGCCAAAGACAACUGACCCUCUCAGGACUCAUCCGGGGACUGGAGCUCCUCCACCAAUCAACCAAUCACAAUGCUGGACACCCAAAGAUUGCUGAGUCUCUACUGCUGAUUAUCUGUGAUUUUGUGUUUUUUCACUGUGGUUUGAUCGUUUUGAUUUGAUCGUGCAUAGCCAAACCAAAAAAGGAAAAAAAAAUCUGAAAUCUACUGAUUUGUACUGUAGCAUGAGUGUGUGUGUGUGUGUGUGUGUUUGCUCUUCCUUGUUGGGGUGCAGAGGGGUCACGUAGGUCAGAAAGAGAGAGAGAGAGAGACGUGUUUGUGGUGGAUUUUAGAGCGGGAAAGUUUCAGGAUCAGGAUGGAAAUGAGACAAGUCGGAGCGGGAAUCGGAGGAAAAAUAAACCGAAAACGAGAAAGAUGAGCGGUAACGAUUAAGUUUGAGCACUGUGUGCUUCGUAUUUAUUGCUUAGAAUUUUUUUCCCAUUUAUUUUUUGUUUGAGUGUUUUAUGUACAUGAGGGUGGUCAGAUCCUGCUGAGACAUUAAGCUUUAAUGGGACGUUUCCCACCAAGCUAUAAAGAUCGGUGAUGUAAAAGCUUGUUCGUGAUGCUUGGGCGAAGCAGCGCUUCCUCUUAACUGGUUCUGCUGGACGUUUGAGUCGUCCACGUUUAUGCUUCUGGAGAGAAACAGAACCUCAGGUGCUGGUGUGGCAGCUCGGGUCGUAUUCUGGUACCAGUCAAUCUGUGACAUUUACUAAUGUCUAAGAAAAGAAACAUUUACUUUAACCACUUCAGUCAAACUUUAUUUCACCCAAAACUACUUAAAUCAUCUUUAGAUGCCAAAUUAAAUCUUAACCUAUAUUUUUAUCUAAUCCUUUAUUUAUCUAGAUUUUGAUGUAUUAAGUUACAUUUCAUUGUGAAGCAGCUCGGAUGAGAAUCAGCUCCUCUAAAUCUGAGAACAUGGUCUUGAUUCGGAAAAGGGUAGAGUGCCUUCUCCGGGUCAGGGAUGAGGUCCUGCCUCAAGUGGAGAAGUUUAAGUAUCUCGGGGUCUUGUUCACGAGUGAGGGAAAACUGGAGCGUGAGAUCGAUAGGCGGAUUGGUGCUGCAUCUGCAGUGAUGCGGGCGUUGUACCGGUCUGUCGCAGUGAAGAGAGAGCUGAGUCAGAAGGCGAAGCUCUCGAUUUACCGGUCGAUCUACGUUCCUACCCUCACCUAUGGUCAUGAGCUUUGGGUAGUGACCGAAAGAACGAGAUCUCGGAUACAAGCGGCCGAAAUGAGUUUUUUCCUAAGAGUGGCUGGACUCUCCCUUAGGGAUAGGGUGAGAAGCUCGGUCAUCUGGGAGGAGCUCGGAGUAGACCCGCUGCUCCUCCACACCGAGAGGAGCCAGUUGAGGUGGCUCGGGGAUCUAGUCAGGAUGCCUCCUGGAUUUCUCCCUGGUGAGGUUUUCCGGGCACGUCCAACCGGGAGGAGACCUAAAAGGUAGACCCAGGACACGGUGGAGGGACUAUGUCUCUCACCUGGCCAGGGAAUGCCUUGGGAUUCCCCUGGGGGAGCUGGCCCAAGUGGCUGGGGAGAGGGAAGUCUGGGCCUCUCGCCUUAGGCUACUGCCCCCGCGACCUGACUCCGGACAAGCAGAUGAAAAUGGAUGGAUGGAUGGAUGGAAGUUACAUUUCACAGGAAUAACCUGGAUGUGGUGCUGAUUCGUGAAGCAGAAACAAUGAUUUUCCUGCAGCAGAUAAUCUAAACAGUUUAAUCUGAAACGUGUUUUUUUAUUGUAGUGUGGGUGAAGAGCUCCACACGAAAAAUCUGAAUAGCAAGUUUUCUUGUGGGCGAUCGAACGUUUUCUUUCUCGCUGCCAAAUGCUGAAACUAUCUCAACGGCUUUAUUUAAACAUCUUAAUAAAGUCGAGCUGUAGUAAAUGUAAACGACGACAUUCGUUGAUUCGGAGCUAAAUAACUUCCAGUUUUGCUUUUGUGGAAACUAGCAACUCAAAAUAAAACACCGGCUUUGUAACUCAAGUGUUUUGGUGUCUAAACUCCUAACUCACUUUUUUGUGAUUUCUGUAAAAUGGUUUCAGUUUGAGCUCUGUGGAUUACGAACCACACCCAGAACCCCCUCAAAAGAAACAGACCCUACAAGAUCCAAAGAUGGUUUUGGGUUUCUUUUCAUUUAGAAACGGUUGUGUAUUUUUGUCGACAAAAGCCGUUUUCCUGCUCUUCCACUUUUAUUUUGAAGCUAUUUUAUUACGUAUCAGUUUUUAACCCACUCUUUGUGUUGUCUGCUGUGACUGGGAUGAGCCUAUGGGAUGAUUGGCUGAUUGUAUAAACGAUUUACAAUGUUUGAACUUAUGUUUCUGUGUGUGUGUGUGUGUGUUUGUGUGUGCGUGUGUGUGCGCGCGUGCGCGUGUGCGUGUGUGUGUGUGUGCGUGUGUGUGUGUGUGUGUGUGCGUGCGUGCGUGACUGAGUGGAAUAGUGAGAAGGACUUGUCCUGACAUGAAACUGUAAACACCUCCAGCUCUGAACCUGCUGGAGCUGACGAGUGAAAAAUGUGCAUCUUGUGUUUCAUCUAAUAAAUAAUAUUUAUCAUGAA